UAUGACAAAUUACGUUGAGACGGAGGAUGAUUUGGAAAAAGUAUGGAAUUUACAAUCAAAAAUCUUAAAAGUUGUUAAAAAUUCACGAAUAUUACUUUGUUUAGCAUCAGGAGCUAAAAACAACCUCUUACAGACAUUAGACAAUCGGGAGAGACCAAUUACUUGUUUAGAAUUAAGUAAAAAAUGUGAUAUGGAUGAGUCUUAUGUAAGAGAGUGGUUAGAUAUGCUGAUAAGCUGCGAGGUAAUUGACAUAAUUGAAAAUAGCCGUGUUGAAAAGUAUUGCCUAAGGAAAUAUGAAGAAAAGUCUCUAAUUAGUUUAUUAAUUUCUAUACCGGAAUCUCCUAAUUUUAUGGAAAUUCUAGAUCGUAUUAACGAAUCAUUGAAAAUUGAUGGACCAAGAGGUUUCCCCUUAUCUCUAGUUGGCGAAACCGAUGAUUACUAUUAUAUAAAAGGUUUCGAAGAAAUUUAUCCCUGGAGCGAUAUCAAAUCACCGUACGAAGUUGUUCCAGGUCUUGUCAAUCGUUUAAGAGCGGGAAUUUCUGUACUAGACAGCAGUUGCGGUUCGGGGUCUUUUAUAUUUAGCGCCGCUAAACAUUUUCCCGAAUCGAUGUUUAUAGGCGUCGACUCGUCUAAAGAGGCUAUCGAAAAAGCUAAGAAAAGACAGAAGCAUUUAUCGAAUGUCGUAUUGCUACACUGCAAAGUGGACAAGCUUCCGUUAAACUGGACUAAAAAAUUUCACUACAUCCGGGCUAUAAAUUUGCUACGAAAAGUGCAGCAUCCAAAAAGAUGGCUUAGGGAAUUAUAUAGAGUAUUAAAGAUUGACGGGACUAUAUCUGUAAUCGAACGGGAAUUGGGCAACAAAUUAGAUGACAACACCCAAGAGAAACCUUUCCCAGUCGUUCCGCUAAUACAAGAAGCGGAACAUGAUGAGAGUGACAAGGAUGACUAUCCAUUCGAGAGUCUAACAAUACAAGAAGCUCAAAAUUUGCUUCAAACAAUAGGUUUCAUUUCAAUGUUAUCGAGUUUUAAUAACUUUUAUGAAAGAACCCAAGGUCAAGAUCGAGACAAGAUAAAUUGCGAUGAAUUAAAAAUUAAAACUUUUCAAUUAUCCAAUAAGAAAGAAGAUGAAAACGACGGUGAACAAGAAGGCGGUACUAUUGAUAAUAUAUAUAAACAUUUUAUCUGUACAAAACCGUUAAUAUGGAUGUUUUAA
Messenger RNA from Dimorphilus gyrociliatus, 1213 nucleotides. NCBI's taxonomy places the organism in Eukaryota, Metazoa, Annelida, Polychaeta, Dinophilidae. The record is from the annotation of a GenBank genome assembly.